CAGCCCUGCCCGCGCGGAGGCGGCGGCGGGUCGGUGGCCGGUUCCCGGACGCGGACGAUGGAGAGCUCGCUGGCAGUGCCCCGGCUGCCCCCGCACGACCCGCGCACUCCGCCGCUGGCGGUAGUGGACAUGCACACGGGCGGUGAGCCGCUGCGCGUCGUGCUGGCGGGCUGUCCCGAGGUGGUCGGCCCCACGCUGCUGGCCAAGCGGCGCUACAUGCGCGAACACCUGGACCACGUGCGGCGGCGUCUCCUGCUCGAGCCCCGGGGCCACCGGGACAUGUACGGGGCCGUGCUGGUGCCCAGCGAGCUGCCCGACGCGCACCUGGGCGUCCUGUUCCUGCACAACGAGGGCUACAGCUCCAUGUGCGGCCACGGGGUGCUGGCGCUGGGGCGCUUCGCGCUCGACUUCGGGCUGGUGCCCGCGCCGCCGGCCGGGGUCCGCGAGGCCCGCGUCAACAUCCACUGCCCGUGCGGGCUGGUGGCCGCCUUCGUGCAGUGCGAGGGCGGCCGCAGCCGCGGCCCGGUGCGCUUCCACAGCGUCCCGGCCUUCGCGCUGGCCACAGAUCUCCUGGUGGAUGUUCCUGGUCAUGGAAAGGUGGUGGUGGACAUUGCAUAUGGUGGUGCAUUUUAUGCUUUUGUGAGUGCUGAAAAGUUAGGGCUCGAUGUUUGUUCUGCAAAGACAAGGGACCUUGUGGAUGCAGCGACUGCAGUGACAGGGGCAGUGAAAGCUCAGUUUAAAAUUCAUCAUCCUGAAAGUGCAGACCUUGCCUUUCUGUACGGAACUAUACUAACAGAUGGAAGAGACGCUCACAGUGAGGAACCAACCACCAACAUCUGUGUGUUUGCAGAUGCACAGGUUGACAGAAGUCCUACUGGCUCAGGAGUGACAGCCCGAAUUGCCCUCCAGUAUCACAAAGGGCUUCUGGAACUGAACCAGACCAGAGCCUUCAAAAGCAGUGCAACUGGCUCAGUCUUCACAGGGAAGGCUGUGAGGGAAGCAAAAUGUGGUGAUUUUAAAGCUGUUAUAGUGGAAGUAUCUGGACAAGCCCACUACACAGGUACAGCAAGUUUUACAAUCGAAGACGAUGACUCACUGAAGGAUGGAUUUCUUCUCAAGUGACUCCUAUGGCUUUUAAAGGCUUCCUUCUUAAAGCAAUAAUUGUAAUUAAUUUUUCUCUGAAUUAUGUGGAAAGCUAUCCAAAUUCUAAAUGUAAGCCAACUUCCAUUCUUUUUAAAAUAGUAUGCUGUGGCUAAAUGUCAUUAUACCUCAUAUUUGCACAUGUGUAUUGGUAUAUGUAGCAAACAAAAUGCCAAAAGUUCAUUCUUUUAAAAUAAUACUCUAUGGUAAUUACUAAAAUAUGUUAAAGAUUGCUUGAAUAUUGUUCAAAUGCUUGAAUAAUAUCUUGAAUUGUAGCCCUCACAAGAAGUUCAUUACUUUAGUCUUCCAGGUUCGAGCAAAAUAAUGGCGUCUUCUCUGAGCAGCAUGUAAGGUAGACAGAUUAUUAUAAGGUACUCUACCCUUAGUGAGUAUAGCGUGGAAGAGAGUGGGGGCGGGUCAGCUUCUUUGGGUCAAUGUUGUUCUAGAUGCUGCUGGGAUGCUCUCUGUGGUGCACAGCCCAGAUCCUACACCCAGGUAACUGAAGCCUGAUAAACUGACAUGAGAACACCAACUAAUCAUUAGACUUUUGCUAUGUCUUUAAGGCUGUUACAAUAGAGAUUGUUUAUUGCAUUAUUGAAAUACAGGUACACAGUAAAUAUCAGUCAAUGAAUCACUACCGUGGGGUGAGUCUCAUCCUCUCCCAGCUACAUGCCAGGUAGAUUUAAAACAUAAAAGAAAUGUUAACUGUUGACAUUCUUGCUAGUUAAUUGUCUGUGAGCCUGUUAAAAAUAAAAUUUGAUCAUUAUCAGUCAUUAUAAAAUGAAGUAUUAAAAAAUUAUUCCACA
Equus quagga is the source of this 1946-nucleotide messenger RNA. RefSeq names its product trans-L-3-hydroxyproline dehydratase (gene L3HYPDH). The transcript has 5 exons. Gene Ontology annotation, molecular function: hydro-lyase activity. NCBI's taxonomy places the organism in Eukaryota, Metazoa, Chordata, Mammalia, Perissodactyla, Equidae. The record is from RefSeq and is a predicted model, not a curated record. Bases 58 to 1122 code for a protein of 354 amino acids.